CGGGGACCAACAAAAGCGGAUGGAUGCGGUGAGGAGAGGGAAGUCGUCCGAAAUCUGGCUACAUGUGACGUCACGAGAUUUCCUUAGAACAAGCGGCAGCUGCUGAAGCUAGUGUGGCGGAGCCGGGGUGACUGUCGCCGCAAUUUCUGUCUACAAAGUAUUAUUUUCGAGUAUUGUAAUUGGCCGCAGCAUCAGCAGCAAUGGAUACAUCACGGUCCUUCUUCUAUUUUUAUCACUGUGACUGACUGUUCUUUCCAAAUAUUUUGCUGCGUUGGAAGCACACAAGAGCUCGAAGGGGGGUUAAAGGCUUGUAAUCAUUAUUCGACAGCCAGGCUGAAUCACCGCUGGAGUGCCUUGAGAGAGAGCGAAGGAAGACGUGGAGAAAAAGAGUGAAAGAGAGGCAGAGUGAGAGAGAGAGACAGUUAGGGGAGUAAAGACAGAGAGUGAGAGGAAAACUUGAGUGGAAAGGAGGUAGACCAAGGAGAGUGAGGUAGCGAGAAGAAAGGAGAUAAGAAAGAAAGAGCCAAGAGAGUUGGGAGUAAGGGAAAAAGACAGAGAGAGAGAGAACACACAGACAGGCAGAGUGAGGAGAGGAGAGUGGGUGUGUGUCUGUGAGGAAGAGAAAGAGACAGCAAGGUCAGGACUGCUGACCCCCCCACACCCCUGGGUCUGAGUACUGGGCUGACGGUCAAGGCGGAGCCACUAUGAGCGACCAAAACGUUGUCAAGGAAGGCUGGGUUCAGAAGAGAGGUGAGUACAUAAAGAACUGGAGGCCGCGCUACUUCUUGCUGAAGACCGAUGGAUCCUUCAUCGGCUACAAAGACAAACCCCAGGACGCAGACCUGGCCUAUCCCCUCAAUAACUUCUCUGUAGCAAAAUGUCAGCUGAUGAAGACCGAGCGGCCCAAGCCCAACACAUUCAUCAUCCGCUGUUUGCAGUGGACCACGGUUAUUGAGAGGACAUUCCACGUGGACACGCCCGAUGAGAGGGAUGAGUGGGCCGAGGCCAUCCAGAUGGUGGCCGACUCCCUGGCCAAGCAGGAGGAGGAGGGGAUCCUGUGCAGCCCCACGUCGCAGAUCGAGAACGAGGUCAACGAGGAAGAGAUGGACACCUCCACCAGCCAACACAAACGGAAGACAAUGAAUGACUUUGACUAUCUGAAACUACUGGGCAAAGGCACUUUUGGGAAAGUCAUUCUGGUGAAGGAGAAGGCGAGCGGAACAUAUUACGCCAUGAAGAUCCUGAAGAAAGAAGUCAUCAUCGCCAAGGACGAAGUUGCUCACACUCUCACAGAAAGCAGAGUGUUAAAAAACACCAGGCAUCCAUUCCUAACCUCUCUGAAGUACUCCUUUCAGACGAAGGAUCGUUUGUGCUUCGUCAUGGAGUAUGUGAACGGAGGAGAGCUAUUUUUCCAUUUGUCAAGAGAGCGAGUGUUCUCCGAGGACCGCACACGCUUCUACGGAGCUGAGAUCGUCUCCGCUUUAGACUACCUUCACUCUGCCAAGAUAGUGUACCGCGAUCUGAAGCUGGAGAACUUGAUGCUGGAUAAAGAUGGGCAUGUCAAGAUCACGGACUUCGGCCUCUGCAAAGAGGGCAUCACCGAUGCGGCCACCAUGAAGACCUUCUGUGGCACGCCGGAGUACCUGGCUCCAGAGGUGCUGGAGGACAAUGACUACGGCCGGGCGGUGGACUGGUGGGGUCUGGGCGUGGUCAUGUACGAGAUGAUGUGCGGCCGGCUGCCCUUCUACAACCAGGACCACGAGAAGCUGUUUGAGCUGAUCCUCAUGGAGGAGAUCAAGUUCCCGCGCACGCUCUCCUCUGACUCCAAGUCCCUGCUCUCUGGCCUGCUCAUCAAGGACCCCAACAAACGACUCGGCGGCGGUCCAGACGACGCGAAGGAGAUCAUGCGCCACAGUUUCUUUGUGGCGGUAGACUGGCAAGACGUCUACGACAAAAAGUUGGUCCCGCCCUUCAUGCCCCAGGUCUCCUCAGAGACGGAUACCCGGUAUUUCGAUGAGGAGUUCACGGCACAGACGAUCACCAUCACUCCCCCGGAAAAAUACGAUGAAGACGGGAUGGGCGAGGGUGACAGCGAACGGAGGCCUCAUUUCCCACAAUUCUCGUAUUCGGCCAGCGGACGGGAGUGAAGGUCAUUGCCAGCCAGCCAGUAUCGCCCCCCGCCGCGCGGCCGUUUCGAGGAAAACACGUAGCCAUUUUAGGAAGUCUCCCCUCUUUUCUCCUUCUCUGUAUUCGAGUGCAGACUGGGAGAAGUCGUCUUUUUAGGGACUAUAAAAGGAGUUUUGCACAGUGGGAUAGACUCAAGCUGGUCUCCCCACACAAAAAAAGUAUCUUACAUUUUCAACGCUAUAUACUGCAGAAGGCAAUGUUUUUGUUAUUUAUUUUUAUCCGUCAGUAUUAGGUUGUCGACCUGUUACGUUCUUUGUCAUUUAAUUUUUUUUGGGUGAACUUUUUUGCACUUGGUUUGGAAGAGCCGUUCUAGGGAACAAAACCAAAAAUGUUGCCUUACGUGUGCAGAUGUUUCGUAUCAUACAGACAGGGUUUGGGUCGGGGGGCUCGUGGUUCAUUCAAACAAUUAUUAUUUUUCGCAUGUACAAUGCAUAUACAAUGCCAUGGCGGCGCACAUUCCCCAAUCCCAUGGCAACGAGAAUCACUGUCUACUAAAAACAACAAAAAAGACAGAACUGACGGAGUUUCUUUCAUUCCAAUUUCAUUUCUUUAUCCUUUUUUACCUUUUCAUUUUCAGCCAGAGAUUUCUACUAUUGUUUGACAGAAACACUAAACUGCCAGAUACUGCACGGUUCACUCAGGCAACACAGAGCACAACCGCAUUCAACUCAGCUACCAGUUUAGCUUUACACACCCAUCAGGGAAAAGCUACUAUGAAUAUACAAGCCUUUUUUGCAUCUUUUUCCACAGUCAUUUGAUUAUUAACUUAUUUUCAUAGCUAUAGAAAAAAUAGUGGUAUGGAUGUUUACACAAGGAAUGUGGCUUAUACAGGUCCACCUUAUGCUGUCAUAACACACACACACACAUGCUCACACACACACUCUCUAACAUCAGAGCCAGCUCUGCGGUCUGCUGAUAUGGGUUGUGACAGACUAUGAAAUCUGUAUCUGUAAAAAAUAAAUAAAUAAAAAUCUCCCCAUCAAUCACAAAGCGACAAGGUGGGCGGAAGGCAUCAAUAAUCACUAACCAUGUUGGGUCACAGAUCACCUGAAACUGAGCCAUGAAUAUACUAUGAUGAUAGGAUGAGGACUGUGAGAGAAAAGAAGGAAAGCAGUUCCCCCACCCUUUGUGAUGUAAAUAUGCAAUGCCUUUUUUUGUUAUUAGUGGCAUCUUGGCCAGACAUGAACUUUUGUGUGUGACUGUACUUCAAGGUUGCUGAAGAGAACCAAGACCAGAGGAAAAGAAAGACUGAGAACUACGUUUUGGGUUAAAACAACGUAAACUACAAUGUUAAAGACUGACUGGACGCUCCCAUUUUGUGGCUGAUGUCAUCGUCGUCUCGACCUGUCUGUCCAGAAAAUAUUUCCAUGGAGACGAGACCCUUUUUCGCUGUUGGUCGAAUGGAUUGACACCCACUGUAAUGUUUUCUUUUUCCCUUUCAAGUGGGACCAUGGUCAAUUCUGCAGUGAUAUAUGGUUACAUCAGGUUGUUACCGUUCCCCUCCUUUAUUUUGUACCAUAGUACUAGUUUUAUUUAUAUGUUUGUGUCUUUCUAGGCAGUGUUACCCAGUCUUGUUCAGAGUAAAAAAGGCACCUCUCUUUAAGUCGCUGAAGGAUGAUAUUGUUGGAUGCAUUACAGAAGUCUGUUUUUUAUCCAAUAGUUUUUUUGAUUGUUUGCUUGUUUGUUUUCUUACCAAAACAUUAGGGCAAGAACCCAAUAGUGGACUUGCAUUGCCGUGGUAGUAUUUAUUUUGAAUUAAAUUAAAGAAUACAUUUCAGGGUU
This is a messenger RNA of Coregonus clupeaformis (lake whitefish), 3969 nucleotides long. RefSeq names its product RAC-gamma serine/threonine-protein kinase. The transcript is spliced from 14 exons. Bases 705 to 2147 code for a protein of 480 amino acids. The record is from RefSeq and is a predicted model, not a curated record. Gene Ontology annotation, molecular function: protein serine/threonine kinase activity; ATP binding. NCBI's taxonomy places the organism in Eukaryota, Metazoa, Chordata, Actinopteri, Salmoniformes, Salmonidae. Gene Ontology annotation, biological process: protein phosphorylation.